AUGGUGAUUCCAGACCAGGCGCGACCACCUCCAGGAAACUCGUCGGCUUCCAAAACCCUCCUGACCACCAUGCCUGCCCUCUCCGGUUUCCCCGAACCUGGCCAUCGGGCGCGCGAGCCAAGCGCAGCACCAAAUCGCCUCGACCCGCGCCAGUUCGUUCAAGACUUCCGAACUAUCCUCGACCAAAUCCGCCAAUCGAAAAAGGCAAGACUUGAUAAGAUGUCAACUGAUCUUAAUGUGGUGUUCGAUCAAGGGGGAGUCGCAACCGACCAGGAGAUCGUACUGAUGGAAACCUUGGAGGACGACAUCGAGCUCAUCGAGGAGCGCUACAGAAAGUUGGGCAAGGUCGUUGCUGGCGUGCAUCCAAAGACUGGCCGACCGACACUGGAGAAGAUUUUGGACGGCGAGACUCGUAGCUGGACCAAUGAUGAUCUGAAAGUGUUGGUUGAUGACCUGCAAGUCUCUGAUGGAACCAUUAGUGGCAAGAAGGCGCGGUCAAGCAAUGGCAGGCAAGACAAGACGAUGCAGGCUUCAGCAAAGGAAAAUGCGGAGAGGAGGGUCGAAGUCAAGAAAAUGACUGAAGCCGGACCCACCAAGUCCCAACGGCGCAUGGAAAAGGGACCAAUGUUCGAUGUCGAUAAGGUUCGAGUCUCUGAGGCCACAAAGCAGAAGGUGUUGGAGGAACACGACGAUGAAGCAGAUGAGCAGGGCGAAGACAGUGACGAGAGCUCUGGCAAGGCGCCGAGCAAUGCAAGCUCGUACGCAGCCAGAUUGGCCAAGAAGACCAAAGAUGAGAUGAAGAAGCGCAACAACUCGCCCGAAGAGAUCAUCGAGGUUCAUCAGACUGAGAAAGUAGCAGCGUCAACAAAGGCUGAUCAGAAUGAGAAUUCAAAGGUCGACGGCAAAGGCGCUUUACAACCAGUGCAGGAGAAGGCGGGCAAGGCGAAGCGCAAAUCCGAGCAGACGAAGUCGAAGCGCCUCUUAUCCCAGUCCGAGUCUGCAGGCUUACUUCGCGGAGCGCUCUUGCCAGACCCUCGAAAGAAGCAGUUUGCUCCACAGCAAGUCGAUGCAAGUCGGACUGCGACUGCUGCCAUCUCGAGGCAGUCUUCAAGCGAUGAUGGCAAAUCAUCACUCCACAGUCUCUUCUCAGCAUCCGAAGACGAAGGCGCUGGUAUACCAUCCGAGUGGUUGAAGCCUGGUGCCUGGCCAAAGGAGACAGGCGACGAUGUUGACAUGCAAGACGUUGGAGAUGUUGAGGCAGGCGAGCCUCUCCAUGACGCCGAGCAGCAUCCAAGCCACCCGGGCUCCCCUCGCCGUCGCGCUUCCAAUGCCACGUCUCAAGAGAGUGGCAGCUCAUCAUCCUCUGGCCUCUUCGUCACCUCACACAAGAAGAGAAAAUCCCUCACGACGAAGCCGAGCCAGAAGAUGGCCAAGGAGUCUUCACCUGCUGCCUCUGGUGUCGCUCCACCUCCACGCCGACCUUCAAGGACCCCGGGAACCAGAGGCAAGAGUGAGUUCAUGCGCUCUCUCUUAGAGCGUAAUGAAGACUCUUACGCUCUCCCAGACUCCCCGCCACGUGAUCGUAGCCCAGCCCCAACUGGUGAGGAAGCGGCUCGUCGGGCUGCCGCUUUCUACACUGCGGAGCCCAAGACGAAGGAGAUCAUGCUGCUCGCGGCUGACAAACUCUCGGAGCAGAAGCAGAAGAAGCGACCAGCAGAUGAGGCGAUUGACGGAGCGCUGGGUGCGUUUGGUAGAGGCGAGCAGGGGAAGGCGAAGGUGAGGAAGGGUGGCGAGGAGGUUGGCCGGCCGGGCAGUCGUGGGCCUAGCGAGACGAGGAAGACUCCGGUGGAGAUGGGGCCAAUGAAGUGGCCGGGACAGGAGGUGAAGAAGGCGAAGGGAAAGGGCAAGGGGCGGAAGCAGUAG
Molecule: messenger RNA, 1923 nt
Organism: Cercospora beticola
Lineage: Eukaryota; Fungi; Ascomycota; Dothideomycetes; Mycosphaerellales; Mycosphaerellaceae
Source: RefSeq, a predicted model, not a curated record